Messenger RNA from Sciurus carolinensis (gray squirrel), 8969 nucleotides. RefSeq names its product GDNF family receptor alpha 1 (gene Gfra1). Gene Ontology annotation, cellular component: external side of plasma membrane; signaling receptor complex. The record is from RefSeq and is a predicted model, not a curated record. The coding region runs from base 369 to 1775 and encodes 468 amino acids. Gene Ontology annotation, biological process: nervous system development. NCBI's taxonomy places the organism in Eukaryota, Metazoa, Chordata, Mammalia, Rodentia, Sciuridae. Gene Ontology annotation, molecular function: signaling receptor activity. The transcript is spliced from 11 exons.
GGGAGAAGGGGCUCUUUCCGCGCUCGGACUGGAUAGGGAGCUACUGCUGCCACCGCGCCGCCGCCGCCGCCGCCACCGCCGAGGGCCCCGGGCAGCUGCAGGCUCUGCUCGCAGCGCUCGGAAAGUUGGGUCGGACCUGAACCCCUAACAGCGGAACCGCCUUCCGCCCUUGCCACCGCCGGAGCUGAGUCGCCGGCGGCGGCGGCAGCUGACGGAUCGGGAGUUUCUUCUCCCACUGGAUGGAGCUGAACUUUGGGCGGCCAGAAGAGCGCGGCCGUCCGGGGAUCGCUGCAUGCUGAGCUCCCUCGGCGAGACUCAGUGGCGGCUCGGGAUUUUGGGGGGGGCGGGACCAGCUGCGCGCCGGCACCAUGUUCCUGGCGACCCUGUACUUCGCGCUGCCGCUGCUGGAUUUGCUUCUGUCAGCGGAGGUGAGCGGCGUGGACCGCCUGGACUGCGUGAAAGCCAGCGAUCAGUGCCUGAAGGAACAGAGCUGCAGCACUAAAUACCGCACGCUGAGGCAGUGCGUGGCGGGCAAGGAGACCAACUUCAGUCUGGCAUCGGGCCUCGAGGCAAAGGAUGAAUGCCGCAGCGCCAUGGAGGCCCUGAAGCAGAAGUCACUCUACAACUGCCGCUGCAAGCGGGGCAUGAAGAAGGAGAAGAACUGCCUGCGCAUCUACUGGAGCAUGUACCAGAGCCUGCAGGGAAAUGACCUGCUUGAAGAUUCCCCGUAUGAACCAGUUAACAGCAGAUUGUCAGAUAUAUUCCGGGUGGUCCCUUUCAUAUCAGAUGUUUUUCAGCAAGUGGAGCACAUUCCUAAGGGGAACAACUGCCUGGACGCAGCCAAGGCCUGCAACCUGGACGACACCUGCAAGAAGUACCGGAGCGCCUACAUCACCCCGUGCACCACCAGCAUGUCCAACGAGGUCUGCAACCGCCGCAAGUGCCACAAGGCCCUGCGGCAGUUCUUUGACAAGGUCCCCGCCAAGCACAGCUAUGGCAUGCUGUUCUGCUCCUGCCGGGACAUCGCCUGCACAGAGCGGCGGCGACAGACCAUCGUGCCUGUGUGCUCCUACGAGGAGCGGGACAAGCCCAACUGCCUGAAUUUGCAGGACUCCUGCAAGACGAAUUACAUCUGUAGAUCUCGCCUUGCAGAUUUUUUUACCAACUGCCAGCCGGAGUCAAGGUCUGUCAGCAGCUGUCUGAAAGAGAACUACGCAGACUGCCUCCUGGCCUACUCGGGGCUGAUUGGUACCGUCAUGACCCCCAACUACAUAGACUCCAGCAGCCUUAGCGUGGCCCCCUGGUGUGACUGCAGCAAUAGUGGGAAUGAUCUGGAAGAGUGCUCCAAAUUUCUGAACUUCUUCAAGGAUAAUACGUGUCUUAAAAAUGCAAUUCAAGCCUUUGGCAAUGGCUCGGAUGUGACUGUGUGGCAGCCAGCCCUCCCUGCACAGACCACCACUGCCACCACCACCACGGCCUUUCGGGUCAAGAACAAGCCCCUGGGGCCAGCAGGCUCUGAGAACGAAAUCCCCACGCAUGUUUUACCACCUUGUGCGAAUUUGCAGGCACAGAAGCUGAAAUCCAAUGUUUCGGGCAGUACACAUCUCUGUCUUUCUGAUCGCGAUUACGAAAAGGACGGUCUUGCUGGUCCCUCCAGCCACAUAACCACAAAAUCAAUGGCGGCACCUCCAAGCUGCGGUUUGAGCCCACUGCUGGUUCCGGUGGUAACUGCUCUGUCCACCCUGUUAUCUUUAUCUUUGGCAGAAACAUCGUAGCUGCAUUUAAAAAACAAUAUGGACAUGUAAAAAGACAAAAACCAAGUUAUCUGUUUCCUGUCCUCUUGUAUAUCUGAAAAUCCAGUUUUAGGAGCUCGGUUGAGAAACAGUUUCAUCCAACUGGAACUUUUCUUUUUCUUCUUUUUUUAAAGAAAGCUUCUUGUGAUCCUUAGGGGCUUCUCUGGACAGCCUGAGUCGGUGCUGCAUCCCACACUCAAAGGCUUUGGGGCAUGCUGUACUUUAAGGGGACAAUUUGUAAAUUUGGCUGUAAAGCAAACUGGGACCAUGUUUUGUUGAUGAUGAUGAUGAUGAUGGUUUUAAAAGUUUUAACUCUGGCACUUACUAGCUAGAGAGGAAGUUAGUCUUUCUAAGGAUUUUCCUUCAUGUCAUGUAAUGACUUUGAUUUCUAAUGAUAAAUGGCAAUCUAACAUGGAUGACAAGCUUUUUUUGGGGGGGGUCACAAAGUAAAGGUCAUCAUCAAAAGUGGGCCUUGUGGAAACAAGCUUGUACUGAUGUUCACCUUCUACAUGUACUAGCAUUUUCCACGCUAAUGUUUAUGUGCAUAAUCAGUUCUCUGCUCUCCUAUGAAACAAGAAACACCUGUUACAUCCAAAUGUAGUAUCUGUCUUUUAGUCAAGAUAGGGGGGGAGUGAAUGCGAAAUUUCUCAGUUCCUUGGUCAUUGACCGACACUCUCCUAAGCCUUACCUGAGUGAGAAGCCCUUAAACUAACGAGAGUCAGUAUAGCUGAUGGUCACUCUAAUACUCUUUACAUUUAUGAGGUUAUAUGUAGAAAAAAAUUUUACUACUCAAUGAUUUCAACUAUGGGCUUUCUAUAUUUUGAAAGUAACGAUAUUGUCUUCAUUUUUUUACUGAUGGUUUAAUACAAAAUACGUGGAGCUUGCUUCCCUCUCGCAAGUAGUGUAGCUCCGACUCUAACUCCACAAAUACAACUCUUCAAAAGCAGACCCCAGGAGCUCCUGCUUUAGCAGAAAGCUCUGCAUCACGUGGCUGCGGGCAGAUCGGAGGAAACAGAGCAGCUGGGCACUGUCUUUCAUCCUGUGUUGAAAUGUAGGUGCGCACACAGGCCAGGAAACUGGUGGCCGCUUGUAUGUGUUCUGCAGUGUCUCAUGGCACCAUUGCCAUCGACACAACUGGAUGCCUCGGUUUCCAUGGUAUUGGGCAAAAGUGGCUUUGACUGGGGCAGGGGACUAGGGCAGGGCAUGUGCUGCCCUGUCUCUCAAUGCUGAUCCUUGCCGGGGUGUGAAGUUGUUUUCCUAAGUCUUUACUCCCAACUGCCAUGUCUCUGCCCCUGUUGAGAGCAGUUUAGUCUGAAGUUGAUCAAGAAUCUGCUUGUGUCUUGUUCCAUGUCCCCCAUGACAGACUGUGACUGGCUGGGCGAAAAAGAACCAAGGUCUAUGGAUGGAGAGGGUCCACGUCAUGUGGCCUGGGGAGGCAUGCUGACCGGCAGAGACGAGCCGAACAGGACAGGGCUCUCGGGUUACGGCGCCCAGCCCUGGUAGCUAGACUCAUUCAUUCCCUUCGGUAACCGAAGAGACCCUCAAGUGUGCUUUUGAAGUCUGGUUUAGAUGGUGACAUUCAGGAUGUGCAGUGAUCAAGGACCUAUGGCUGUGUCUCCCUCCUCAGGGUCCUAGGGAGCAGGAGCUUUCCUCCCGUGCUGGGAGAGAGCCCGAGGAGGAAGCCCAGGGUGCACGUCUCACACUGAUCCUCUUUGCCCGCUGAGGUUUGCCUAGGAAGAUUUAUCAGAUCACUGAGGGUGGGGGAGAGGAGGAUAUCUACGAAAUCCCAGAGAAAGGCCUAGUCUUUUAGCUCUUUCAGUGUUUGAAGUACAUUUAUAUCCAAAUGUUAAUAAACACAAAUGUAUAAUGCUCACUACCAAGGGUUUUCACUUCAAAAUGUUUUCAAGGGAAAUGCAUCAAACACCCAAUUGUAUUUGAUCAGUAAAAAGUUCCAUAAAGACUCUUACUUUGAAUAAACACUUUAAAUGUGUCAAAACAUUUGGAAUGCCAGUCAUCUAUGAGAGCAUAUCUCUUCCAGAGCAUAUUUUGUUUUGAUGAAGGAAUCUCUGUGUAUAUACACUGGACUGGUGGCAUAUGGGUCUGAUUCUAUGUGAUCCACUGUAGAAAGCUAUUGACUCCUUCUGCUGCUUGCAGAAGUAAUUAGCUUCAGAUGACCAAAGAGGAAAUGGACAUUCUCUGUGCUAACAAGGGCAGCCUUCAUUGAAGACUGCAUAGAUAUUAACACAUAAAUUAAAUUUUGAAAAGCUCUAUCACUAACAAAGACCCCAUUUAUUUUCUAGAGAUAAAAGUAUAUUAGAGUUACCAAUCCUCCAUUUGAAAAUAAGUUACUUAUUAAAUAAACAGGGGGAAGGAUCUUGCUGAGGAACAGCACAUUAAGGAGAUUCUUAUACAAUCAAGGCAGGCAAGGAGUCCUGUCCUGCAGUGUGAUCUCAAUUUACCACAGUGAGCUGAAACACCAUCAUUCGCCCCAGGACUGUUGCAGGCAAAUGGUUUAAAUCUUUUACCUAUUUGGCUUCCCUGUGAGGUGUUUCUAAACCAAAGUGGUUCACUACUUUUGGUCCUUCAGUCCCCGCUUUUGGGGUGUCACAAACACAGGAGCUGUCUCCUGAGGUCCAGUCUCUUACAGAAAGCGUCUCAAGGUGGGUGAUAUUGACAACGCAUGAACAGAAACUUAAGUCCAUGCAGACCGUGACUCUCAGAUCAAGUCGAGCCACGCCCUACUUAUUUCAGAGAAAGAGAAUAAAAAAAGGCAAUAUUGCCAUGUUGAUUAGAAGCACAUCCAUUCCUCUUUGAUGUUGAAUAUCUUUGGCUAAUAUAUGUUUGAGUAUCUUUAAUAGAGCACACGAAGGAAGAAGUGCACAAUAUAGAGAGGGAAUUCAGAAUGCCAAUUGAAUAUUUAUUUUUCCAUAUCUGAUUUUUUUCGAGCCUCUAAUAGAAAAAGUAGAUGUUGAGAGUUACCUAGUUAUUUUUCAUUAAGCAUAAUAAACUAUCCAGACUGCGAUGAGAGGAGGAGGGUGGUUUCUGCUUUAAUUUUAUUUUUCUUAAAUGAUUGUCUAUCUUAUCAAAAACAUGUCUUAGAAGUUGUGGCUUCAGGUUCAUCAAGACAGUGCAGGACUUCUCUGGCCUUGAAUUUGGUCUACACUGGGACUGCUCCUGUCUUGCCUGCACUCUGGGGCCAGGUCGCUCUGAGGCUGGGUCUUUCCCAGCUGCAUCCAUUUCCCUCAGGCCUCCCUGUCUCUAAAUCAGCCACUCCUGAAACGCUCCAUCUGCUGAACUAGGAAAGUGGGAGAGCGGAAGCAUUUCUGAGUCAGUGUCAAGCAGUGGAGAGAAGAGAUGUAGGAGCAGCGGGAGUUUAUAUAAUUAGCAGAUUCUUUUCUUAGAAUCCAGCAUAAAUGUAUUUCAAUUAUUAUUUACAAACUGGUGUCCUCGGAGGAGCUGUCUUUUGGAAAAUAAGUUUUCAUUCUUGUAGUUAGACUUGCAGGACUUAUUUAAGUCAAUAAACUGUGGACCAGAAAAGGGCUAUUUAAAUGAGCUCGCAUUUUCUAACUCUUUCCCAACACUGUUCUUGAUGUCCCGGACUCAGACUCCCAGGAGCUCUGUUGCUUUGGCUUCUGCUCUUCGACUGGAGCAAAUGAGACCAUGGGAGACCCAUCUUUUCAAGAAAGACCUGCAAGCAAUGGCCACAGAUGGGAGUGAAUUACCACUGGCGCAGGCACCUUGAUGGUGGAAGGCCCAUCUGCAUGGAUUUGGACAGAUGAAACAUAAGGUGCCACAGGAAGCCACGUGCCAGGGGCCCGCAUGCCGUACAGUCUGCUGAUAUCUCUUGCUUAUCAAUACAGGAGUCUUCUGACUAAACAGCCAGAGUCUUUGCAGUAGGCAGUUGUUCCUUUAGAGAAAGGAAGCCAGAGCUAAUAUACGGGUGGCAGAGGAAGGACUUUCUUUUUAGAAAUUCCAGGGAUGUGGUUGGAUGCCUUAGGGAGCCACGUUUUACUCUUAUCCUAAGAUAGAAUCUCUUGUAGAUCUGGCACCUCUGGACUUUGACACAGCUUUUCUUCUCGAGUGACCAUUUGUUUUAGGUCUGUUGUCCGAGAUUCUUCAUGAAGACUAUACCCCUGAAUAUCCUCACUGCAGAGGCCUUACAGCUGCCACGGCGCCUGUGCGGGUUUAUGCUCGGUCGGCCUUGCUUCUGAGGACAGCUGUGUUCUCAGGACCUUGGCUGGCUCACUCUCCUUUCAUACUGUUGAUUGACUUCUUCGCCUCCACCCUUGUUCUUUAUCACCUAAGUGUUUAACAGGAUCCCUUCCCAUCAAUUCCUCACCCUUAUCGCUCUAAAUGCACUGCCACCCAAACUCAUUCUUGUCCCAUCAGAUGUCCCUUUUAUGAAGGAGGAGAAACUUUUCUUGGGAGCCAGACAAUCAAAGGUGACGCUAAUCCUCAAGUCAAAAGUUCAUCUUCUGACCCCCGCCCCAAGCAUGCCCUGUGUUCACUUUGCAUUUUUGGUCGCUCCCUUGUUCUCUGUAGAGCCUCUCCUCCCUCCCAGAGACAGCUUAGGGGUGGUGUUCCGUGCCACGUGCCACCUGCACUUCUGAUUGUUCUGAGACCCAGCCCAGGGGGGUGGGGAAGGCACACAAACCCUAUUUCAAUAAACUGCCUGCAGAGCACCGCAGCCUGCUAAUAGUCAUGGAGGCCUCAGCCCCCUAAGGUCUCCAGGCUCAUUUGACCAGCACAGCUGCGACUUGGGCUGUCUGCCUCUGGCAGGUGCCAAUAUCAGCAUCUUGUCCCACUGCCAUGGGGAGUUUAUUUUUGCUCAAGGGCAGCUGCCAAGCACAGCACCAGCAUCAAUAGAAGGUUUCUCUGAUUUUCUUGUCUUCAUCCCAAGCCAGGCUCUCUUAGCAAUCCCCAUUUUUGUUCUGUACAGGAUGCCAGGAGACUGAGCAGAGAUUUUCAGCCACUUCCUCUGACCCAGCAUGUCUUCCUGCUCACCAGUCUUCUCUGGCAGAAAGUGUGAGCCAUAGUAGGUACUUAAACAUGUCAGUUGCAUGAAAAUGGUUGGGACCUUGAAGGGUUUCAUUCUGUCACACAGUGGCAAGAACUAGUCCAUUGGCAUAGCUGGUACUGACACUGAAAUUGUCCUUAUGAGAUACUGAGUUUGGAAAAAAGGUCUUAGAAAAUACUGGGACCUUAGCCACUUUGAAUCUGUCCAUUGUGUCCCUUGCUGAGAGAUGAAAAGCUAGCAGUUGUCCCUGGAGGAACCUGACCAGCCAGUCCCAUAGUGCUCCACAUCUGCCAGAAUCCUCAAGCACAGGAUGUUGGAAAGAAGGCUAGACCACUCCACCACUCCCAGACCACUUCCAAGGAUGAAGACUCUCCAUCUGCAUCCUGAAAAGCAAAGUCAAACGCUGGUCAAUGCAGCACUUUGUUGAGCAGAUCCUCUGGCUAGAUGAACCACCAUUUGGAGCUGAAUCUUCCCACAAGUAACUACAGAGUUUUGAACCCUCUGAUAACAAUUUAAGAGAAACACUCAUCCCUUCCAUAUUGAUAGAAUCCUUCAGUUUGACAUCCUCUUUAUAAGUAGUCCAUGAACUGGUUUAUCAGACUUGGUCUCCAACAGAUAAGUCCCAGUCCCCAUGGGCACAAGAGCAAAGCCAGCUUACCCACAAGGGAAAGGCAAACCCUCAGCCUAAACCUGAAAGGCCAUCAUGGAGAACCCAGGUGUCACUCCUCUGGGCCUCAGAAGGCGUGACUUGACCACAUAGGUGCACCAACAAUCAGAUUGCAGCCUCAGGACAGGUAGGAAGGAGACACCCGAGCUGCUUCACCUGAGGGGCAAACAGCCAGCAGGGGUCCUUCGAAACAGCUUAACUUUGAGUGUGCACAGUGACCCCAGAUGCCUGCCAGAUGCCACAGAUAUGAGACUAGAUAGUGGUAGGACAAGGAAUUGGACAAUCCAGUGGAUGCUGGGUCAUGAAUCCCAGGGCUGUCAGGAGUCAGGAGCCAGGCCCGGGUGACUGGCAGGGAAUGGGUGAAGGUCUCUGGGCCUUCUAGUGCCCUGGAGUGUAAGGCUCCAUCCACAGAGCUUGCUCUCUCUUUCUCUCUCUCUGUCACAACCGCUGCUGAGCUGUGUGAUCCAGCAUUAUCUUCCUGGCGUGCAAACCAUGAUCUGGAAUUUGUGUUUUUAUUGUUCAUCUUUAGCUGAAGGCACUUCUGAAAUGUGGGGGGGGUGGGGGAGCAUGGAAACCAUAGAACCCAAUCACAGACUGCCCUGCCCUGCCUCGUUUGGCUGCGUCUUACAGUAAUCAGGCACUUCUCUGCUUUUCUGGAUUCAGAAAUAGCUGAUUGUCCUCAGAGGAUUGAAGAAGUAAUUUCACAAACCUGAAAUCCAGGGCCUCUCAGUUCUCCUAAUUAUCCAUCUUUUCUCUUCUUCUCCCUUCCCUCACCCAAGGGAGAGGGGGAAACUCUUUUCACCAGUUUGCUUGAAAGAGUUUUCCUAUCUUGUGCGCAUUUUCCCUUGAUAUUGAAAUUAUUUUCUCUGUUUAAUCCAACUCCUGCUGAGGCGCUGUGUGAGAUUUAGGAUGUGGUAUUUUUUUUUCCUUGUAUUUUUGGAUGCCGUUGCAUUUUUUACCCUUAACCCGAGGGUAUGUUUCAGCUGCUGUUCUUCUGUUUCAUGCCAGGUAACAAUACAGGUGGGAUUGGAGAAGGAUUCUGAUUAUUUGGGGGAUGCUUCCAGAAUUCUUUCCAGAGCGAGGGGGCCAGACACCCAGGCUCAUCAGAGCUGGGAUGAGGGGCGCAGCCAGCUUCUUCAAGGAGCCUCUGGUUUAGGGAGGCAACAGGGACGCCAUGUGGUAGUGUGUGUUUCUGGGGUUUUCCACUUGCAGAGGAUGGGUGAUACAUUUAUCUCGGAUCUGUGGACCUCACUUCCCGAGGACACCUGUGCACCCUCCAGAGGUUUCCCACGCUUCUUCCUCACACAGCUGUACGCAACUGGCUUCCUUGCCAACACCCAUGCAGGAACAACUACGCAUCGAAGUACAAGUUUUCCUAUUUGGACUUUGGAAGUGGUUUUGUGAUGUUUGAAUUUUCUGUUAGCCUGUUGCUCAAGCACUACAGAGUGUACGUAGACCCUUUGGCCACCUCUACCCCAGAAUAUCCUAAUAA